UCUUUCAAAACACUAGUCUCUUUCCCCUCUUAGAGACCAAUUAUUCUUCUCCCAUUUCUCUCCUCUCAGCCAUGGCUCAUUUUCUCUCAGCUUUUAUUUUCAUUAUAUUUCAAACUCUAGCACUACUCCCAAUAUCCGCUCAUAGCCAUGGCAAUGCGCAUACAUGCAGAUCAUUCUGUGGAAACUUAACAGUCGAUUACCCUUUCGCAAUUCAAUCCGGUUGCGGCCAUUCAGGUUAUAGGGAUCUCCUAUUUUGCAUCAACAAUGUUCUUAUGCUUCACAUUAGCUCUGGAUCCUAUCGCGUUUUAGACAUUGAUUACGCUUACCAAUCCCUCACUUUAGACGAUCCUCACAUGUCAACUUGCUCGUCCAUUGUAUUCGGCAAUCGCGGCAACGGCUUCGUUGUAGAAAGGUGGCGUGAACCGUACUUAAACCCUACGGCGGACAAUGUGUUUAUGCUGCUAGGUUGCAAGGCGGAAUCGCCGCUGUUCCAAGGGUUUCCGGGGAAGCAUCUGCCGUGUCGGAAUGUUUCCGGGAUGGGCUGUGAGGAGUAUUAUGGGUGUCCAGGUUGGGAUAUUAUUGGGCCAAAAAAAGUGGGCUCGGUGUAUGGAUCAGGCCCACCUGAUUGCUGUGCUGUUUCGUUUGAAGCUAUUAAGGCUAUUAAUUUGACUAAACUUGGUUGUCAAGGGUAUAGCAGUGCUUAUAACUUAGCUCCACUGAGAGUGGUUGGGCCUCAUGGAUGGUCUUAUGGGAUAAGGGUGAAGUACUCAGUUGAAGGAGGUGACUCAUUUUGUAAAGGUUGUGACGCAACAGGAGGAUCUUGUGGCUAUCAUGUUAAUGAUUUUAGCAGUUUGUGCAUGUGUGGAUCGUGGAAUUCUACUUCCAAUUGUGAUUCAGUCCACUCAGCUUCGCACAGAAGAACUUGGUCGAUAAUGGAUGCACUUAAAGGACUAGUGGGUUGUAUUGCAGUCUGGAAGCUCUCCGCCACACUUGGAUUGUAGGAAAGAAGUGACCUCUGUUAUUGAUUGAUCCAAAAAAGAAAGAGCAGUUCAAAUGUGCUUACCAGAAGAAUAUAAAGCAACUUAUAUCAAUGUUGCAUCUCAGCGUUAAAGAGUGUGCUAGAUAAGAGGACCGAAUAUUUGGUUCUUCAAGGUUUUGUACCUUUUUUUUUUAAUUGGUGGAGUACCUAAUUUUUCAAUUUUGGCUGAAGAAUUUGAUAGUAUGUUAUUGUUAUGUACGUACACAUAGAGAGACAACAAAUUGCACUUGAUUCCUCAAGGUACUGUAUAAUUAAAGAUGUAUCUAAAUAUGAACUUGCUUGUUCUAGUGCU
This is a messenger RNA of Lycium barbarum (goji berry), 1331 nucleotides long. RefSeq lists its product as uncharacterized. The transcript has 4 exons. The record is from RefSeq and is a predicted model, not a curated record. NCBI's taxonomy places the organism in Eukaryota, Viridiplantae, Streptophyta, Magnoliopsida, Solanales, Solanaceae. Bases 72 to 1001 code for a protein of 309 amino acids. Gene Ontology annotation, molecular function: polysaccharide binding.